AUGUAUGAAGAAAUUCUGCAAGAUUUAUCUUGUCAGUUGACAAUUGCUCACCGAGAAAAACACGAAUCAAGCGAACGUCUGCGACAGUCGCUCCUUCAAAUCGCUAAACUAGAGAAACUCGUCAACAACAUUUUGUUGUCCGGCCAACAACAAGUACCUCCUUAUUAUUACACAGAAGCCAUAGAUGAAACUAACCGUCUUCAAAACUGCAACUACAUUCACUUCUCCGGCGAUUCUCCGUCGGGAUUCUCCAUCGCAUCGCCGCUGGAUAACUUUGUCUCGAGCCCACCAGGUGAAAAUGACUCGCCGGCGAUCUCUGAUUCUGCUUCUUACGGCUCCUCGUCAAAUCAGAUGGGUUUUGAUGUUCAUAACAGGAGAGAUUUUGAGACCGUUGUGCUGGAGAUUAUCGGAGGAGUGUUGCCGGAGAACGGUAAGUUUUUUCAUUCUGUCAGUGAAGCUGGACAGCUGCUUCAGUCACUGCUCGUAACCGGUCCGGUUCCGAAAUGGAUAAAUCCUCCGGUUUAA
Eutrema salsugineum is the source of this 525-nucleotide messenger RNA. RefSeq lists its product as uncharacterized. NCBI's taxonomy places the organism in Eukaryota, Viridiplantae, Streptophyta, Magnoliopsida, Brassicales, Brassicaceae. The transcript has a single exon. The record is from RefSeq and is a predicted model, not a curated record. Bases 1 to 525 code for a protein of 174 amino acids.